UGGAGGUUCUGCAUCGUCCUCCAUUCACAACCACUUUUACACGUACAUCAAGUUAACAAUUUUCUUCAUAUUUCCUUCCUUCUAUUUGCUCAAAAUGGCUCUUUCACUCACUAUUGAGAAAGAAUUUGCUCAAAACUCAGAAAGAAUUAAGUCUGUGGAUCUACAUCCAACUGAGCCAUGGGUUCUGGUCAGUUUGUAUUCAGGUGCUGUUUGUAUCUGGAAUUACCAAUCACAGACCAUGGAGAAGUCCUUCAAGGUCACUGAAUCACCAGUCAGGUCAGCAAAGUUUGUAGCACGCGAACACUGGAUAGUAACCGCAGCUGAUGACACAUUUAUUCGCGUCUACAACUAUGACACGACGGAAAAGAUCAAAGAGUUUGAAGCACAUACAGAUUAUAUCAGGAGUGUGACUGUCCAUCCUACUCUACCUUAUCUCUUGUCAUGCUCGGACGACAACGUUAUAAAGCUUUGGGAUUGGGAGAAGGAUUGGUCAUGCACUCAGAUCUUUGAGGGACAUUCUCACUAUGUAAUGCAAGUGGCGUUCAAUCCAAACGACACCAAUACUUUCUCUAGUGCGUCUCUUGAUGGCACUGUCAAGGUAUGGAGGAUUGGCUCCGCUGGCCCAGAGUUUACAUUAGAGGACCACUUAAAAGGAGUAAAUUGCGUUCAUUACUUCAUUCGCGACAAUAAAACAUAUCUAUUGAGUGGUUCCGACGAUUUUACUGUUAAGGUAUGGGACUACGAAAUCAAAAGCUGUGUCCAAACUUUAGAAGGCCAUGAGCACAAUGUAACUGCUCUAUGUGUUCAUCCUGAGCUUCCCAUAAUAAUCACAGCUUCUGAGGAUGGGAAUGUUCACAUUUGGCAUGCAGCCACUUUUAGGCUAGAAAAGAGACUGAGCUACGAUCUCGAAAGAGUUUGGGCCAUCGCACACUCGAAAGGAUCAGACAAAGUUGCAUUUGGAUUUGACAAAGGAAUAGUUGUGGUUAAAAUGAAUGGUCAUGUUGAUCUCCAAGCUUAGAAGGAAAGGUUGAAGGAAUAAAAGAGAUCUAGUGAUCAUGUGAUUAAUACCUUCACCUUGUCAAUAAAUGAUUUCGACACACAAGACUAAUAUACUUGUUGACACGUUCUCUAAUACAAGUAGAUUUCAUAGUUGUAUGCAAGUUUCGUAUUGCCAAGUGUGUCGGCAAGUGUGUUAGUUUUGUAUGUCUAAAUAGUGUUACAUUUACCACGUAUGGAAUUAUUCCAAGGACUUUACGAUGUUACUCUUAUUGUUGUAUUAUAUGUAUCAAUAAAACUAUAAAUAAUGUUUCAAAUGA
Malus domestica (apple) is the source of this 1316-nucleotide messenger RNA. RefSeq names its product coatomer subunit beta'-1-like. Gene Ontology annotation, biological process: endoplasmic reticulum to Golgi vesicle-mediated transport; intra-Golgi vesicle-mediated transport; retrograde vesicle-mediated transport, Golgi to endoplasmic reticulum. Gene Ontology annotation, molecular function: protein binding. The record is from RefSeq and is a predicted model, not a curated record. Lineage: Eukaryota; Viridiplantae; Streptophyta; Magnoliopsida; Rosales; Rosaceae. Gene Ontology annotation, cellular component: COPI vesicle coat.